AUGUUCAGGAGAUGCAUAUUGUUAUUAUUGUUCUGUGUGUGCGUAAGAUCAAUACGCGAAAAAGACAUCUUUGAAUUAAGUGCAGACGACAUAAUCGCGCAAGAACUCGGCGAUGUGUACGAAGCACGAGCUUUACUGAAUAGCCUGGCUGUUCACGACAACCGUACGGAAUCUACAGUUGAACCGGUCAAGCUAAACGCCAACAAAACCAAAUCUAACAAGACACAAUCGACAACAGUAAAAAUGCCCAUGGCUACAAUCCCACCAGAAAUAGAAAAACCAAAAUAUAUUAAUACAACACUAAGAGAAUUGAAAAAACGCCGCUUGCAGAGACAAAUUGAAAAAAUAUUGAACACAGAGCCAACACCGGUGUCCAACUACCUGGCCGGUGCGGGUGACCCGACAGUACUGACUCGUAGGUUCGAUCACAUGGUUGCUCAAUUCAAGAUGAAAGACCCAGAAACCCGAAGAGAAAUCUAUGACUCAAAGGAACAACACUGGCCAAAAAUUUGGGCAAAAAGAAUAUUAUGGAAACUUCAGGAGCAUUUUGUGUACGAAGUACGUUACAAAUUAAUUUACCCCCAGCAGCUAAGAAAAAAAUACAUCUCAAACCUCAAGUACAAACUAGGAUUUUUAUUCGGACUGUUGAGGCAGCUCAAAAAUCAGCAAAAAUGGGUGUAUUGGGCGUUUCGGGUUCAUCAUACCAGACUUUCCGCAAUUUACUUUUCUUUUAAAAUGUUUGAAAAACUUGCGAGAUUAGAUGUUGACAUAAGAGAUGUGAUUGAAUUAAUUAAGAAGACAGAAUAUAAGAUAAAUAUACGGAAAGACCCUGAGUUCUACGAGAAAGAAGUGGUCUAA
Molecule: messenger RNA, 858 nt
Organism: Helicoverpa zea (corn earworm)
Lineage: Eukaryota; Metazoa; Arthropoda; Insecta; Lepidoptera; Noctuidae
Exons: 2
Coding region: 1-858 (285 amino acids)
Source: RefSeq, a predicted model, not a curated record